Psylliodes chrysocephalus is the source of this 714-nucleotide messenger RNA. NCBI's taxonomy places the organism in Eukaryota, Metazoa, Arthropoda, Insecta, Coleoptera, Chrysomelidae. The record is from the annotation of a GenBank genome assembly.
AUGAGCAUAGGAAAUGUAGAUCGUGAAGAAACAAAGAAAAUAUUGUCGAAUAAACAGAGACAAUCCAGAGAAAUCGAAAGACUAAAAAAAUAUAAAUCAGAAUCUUGCAAUUUAUUAAGACCCAGCUGUUCCUCUCAAACUACUAAAUUAUUAUCAGGGUCAGCAUCUGACCCCUCAAAAUAUGAAUCCUCUUCAGAUCUUAUUAAUCCAAACUUACCCUCUACCUCAAAAAACACUCAAAUGAGACCAACGUUACCUACGUUAGCUCUUGUAUGCGAUAAAUAUGGUAUAUCUACCGCAAGGAAGGAGUUUGAAAGUGAUAACAGAAGAAUAAGAAGUCUAUAUUUUGAUGGAAGAAAGGACAAAACUUUACUGCAAGAGAAGAAAAACGGUAGAUUGUACAAGAAAACUGUUGUCGAAGAACACAUAUCGCUGAAUCGAUCUAUAUUGGUUAUGCAAGUAACUCCAACUACAGGGACGGCAAAGUCAAUUGAAAAAGCAGUAUUGGACUUUUUUGCUAAAAACAAUUUGGAACUAGAUGAUUUGGCGGCUGUAGGUUGCGAUGGGACUGCUGUUAACACCGGUAAUAAAAAUGGUGUUAUUAGGUAUAUUGAGACUGAAUUGAAAUGUCCUUGUCAAUGGUAUAUUUGCCAACGAAUUGCCAUUAAGACAUUUAGAUGGCAGCACAGUGGGACUUUGUCAAUAUUCUGGUGA